Thlaspi arvense is the source of this 1917-nucleotide messenger RNA. The record is from the annotation of a GenBank genome assembly. Lineage: Eukaryota; Viridiplantae; Streptophyta; Magnoliopsida; Brassicales; Brassicaceae.
AUGGCUAGAUGGGAUGAGAUUCUGUCACUUCCUGUACAGAACCCUCCGAUGUUAGAGUUCUCUUCUGGUGAUCUUGUAUGGACAAAGGUGGAAGGUUGGCGUGACAAUAUAGACAGAGUCGCUUUGAUUCCCUUUGCCAGAGUGGAUGACUUUGUGCGUGGUGAAUCCUCCAAUAAGGACUGCCCGACAAGGUUUCAUGUUGAAGCAAGAAGACGUCGGCCUCCAGAGGCACCUUACAAACCAAAGGUGGAUGGCAUUCUUGAAUAUAUCCUGUACUGGUGUUCAUUUGGCCCUGAUGAUCACCGAAAAGGUGGCAUUGUUCGGCCCAGCCGGAAUACUUACAUUCCAAAAAAGAAAUCUGCUGGACGGCCAAACACAAAGAGAGGAUGCACCUGCCACUUUAUAGUGAAACGCUUAAUUGCCGAACCAUCAGUUGCUCUUAUAAUAUAUAAUCAGGACAAACAUGUGGAUAAGAAAGGGUUGCCUUGCCAUGGCCCGCAGGACAAGAAGGCUGUGGGAACUCGUGCUAUGUAUGCUCCAUACAUCUCAGAGGAUCUCCGCCUCCGUGUCUUAUCACUGUUAUAUGUGCGGAGACUGGAGAGGAGUAUCAGGCGUUCUACGUUUGAAUUGGAUGUGGAUGACGCAGUCAGUAUCAGCAUGUGGGUUGAAAGCCACCAGAAUCAUGUUUUCUUCUAUGAAGAUUUCUCUGAUUCUGAUCCUUUUGUCUUGGGUAUUCAAACAGAAUGGCAGUUGCAACAAAUGAUACGAUUUGGUAACCGAGGCCUUGUGGCUUCUGAUUCAAGAUUUGGAACAAAUAAAUUGAAGUACCCUAUUCACAGUCUUGUUGUGUUCAACUCGCACAACAAGGCCAUUCCAGUAGCUUGGAUAAUAGCACCAAGGCUUGCUUUUCCAGAUCCCCAUAGAUGGAUGAGGGCUCUUUAUAACAGAGUUCAUACAAAAGAUCCUUCAUGGAAGUUGGCUGGUUUCAUAGUGGAUGAUCCUUUGGCUGACACCCUCACAAUCAGGGAAAUAUUUCAAUGUUCUGUAUUAGUAUCUUUUUGGCGUGUUCGUCAUGCAUGGCAUAAAAACUUAAUGAAGAGAUGUUCAACAGUUGAGAUGCGUGCUGUGAUAUCUAGGCAGCUUGGUCAGGCUUUUCACAACAUCUGCAGGGGACAGGGAUCCAUGGAUUUAUUUGAGAAUUUGAUGGAAGACUUCAUUGAUGCAUCAGAUUUUGUGGACUAUUUUAAGGCAGUCUGGUAUCCUAGAAUAGGUGCUUGGAUAACUGCCCUCAGAACUCUUCCUCUUUCAAGCCAAGAGACCUCUACAGCAAUGGAAUUCUAUCACAACCAGAUGAAGCUGAGAGUACUAAAUGAGAAAACCCCUCGCAUUUACCAACGUGCUGACUGGUUGGUGGACAAGUUGGGCACUAAAGUUCACUCCUACUUCUGGCUUGAUGAGUACUCGGAAAAAGAUGAUUUUGCCCGGUACUGGAAGAAUGAGUGGAUGAGUGGCCUAACCUCAUGGCGCAAGUCUUUAAAAAUUCCAGACUUGGACGUCGUCCUAAAUGGGAAUUCCGCAAAAGUCAUUGACCAGGAAGAUCGGGACAAGAUUCAUGUGCUGUUGAACCCGGCUUCAGAGUUUGCCAUAUGCGAUUGCAGGUGGGCGGAGAUGGGCAACCUCUGUGAGCAUGUGAUCAAGACAGUAAAGCUUUGCCGUGAUAAAGGGCUGGGAUUGCCUUCUACCAGUAUGUUUCAGUACAAUCAGGUUUUGAUUGAUUUGUUGCAUUGUCCACCGCAUGAUUCUUUGAUUCGGGAUCAUGCUGUUUCUCUUUCCGUUUGGGUUCAGGGGCAGCUAAAUGCACUAGAUGAUGUAGAAGGUAGACAAAGCAAGAGUUUGGAAAACCCGGUUGCUUCUUGA